Lymnaea stagnalis (great pond snail) is the source of this 28319-nucleotide messenger RNA. Lineage: Eukaryota; Metazoa; Mollusca; Gastropoda; Lymnaeidae. The record is from the annotation of a GenBank genome assembly.
GGCCAGCUGGUCACCCUCCUGGAAAACGUCGUGGGAAACGCCAGCGUCGUGACCAUACUCGCCAUCAGCGUUGAGCGCCAUCGCGUGGCCUACAAGUCCACGCCCCCGACAGCCAGCAUCUGUAGUGUCUUCAAAUCGUUCCUGGCUAUCUGGCUGACAUCUCUUCUCGGCGCUCUGCCCAUCUUGUUCAUCACGCAGUUUCCGGAAACAGAGUUCGUCGAUGGUGAGUUUAAACUAACAGACACAGCCGAAAAUCGUAAACUACUUUAAAAUGACACAGUCAUAAAAAAAAAAUGACUGAUAAUUGACUUUGCCGAUGAAGGCAGUGUUAAAAGUCACCCUCGAACCUGAGGAAUACUGUUGCGACACUUCAUGUCUUUAUGUAAUUCUUUUUCUUUGCUUGUUGCUUUUGUGGAUAGUCAAAUAUAACCGACUCGCACGAAACCAGUCAUUCCAGAGGACAUUGUAACAAACGACGGCUUUCAUACGAAGUCAAGUUACAGAGGACAUUGUAACAAACGACGGCUUUCUUACGAAGUCAAGUUACAGAGAACAUUCUAACAAACGACGGCUUUCUUACGAAGUCAAGUUACAGAGAACAUUGUAACAAACGACGGCUUUCAUACGAAGUCAAGUUACAGAGAACAUUGAAACAAACGACGGCUUUCAUACGAAGUCAAGUUACAGAGAACAUUCUAACAAACGACGGCUUUCUUACGAAGUCAAGUUACAGAGAACAUUGUAACAAACGACGGCUUUCAUACGAAGUCAAGUUACAGAGAACAUUGUAACAAACGACGGCUUUCAUACGAAGUCAAGUUACAGAGAACAUUCUAACAAACGACGGCUUUCAUACGAAGUCAAGUUACAGAGAACAUUCUAACAAACGACGGCUUUCAUACGAAGUCAAGUUACAGAGAACAUUGUAACAAAUGACGGCUUUCUUACGAAGUCAAGUUACAGAGAACAUUGUAACAAACGACGGCUUUCUUACGAAGUCAAGUUACAGAGAACAUUAUAACAAACGACGGCUUUCAUACGAAGUCAAGUUACAGAGAACAUUGUAACAAACGACGGCUUUCUUACGAAGUCAAGUUACAGAGAACAUUAUAACAAACGACGGCUUUCAUUCGAAGUCAAGUUACAGAGAACAUUCUAACAAACGACGGCUUUCUUACGAAGUCAAGUUACAGAGAACAUUCUAACAAACGACGGCUUUCAUACGAAGUCAAGUUACAGAGAACAUUAUAACAAACGACGGCUUUCAUACGAAGUCAAGUUACAGAGAACAUUAUAACAAACGACGGCUUUCAUACGAAGUCAAGUUACAGAGAACAUUGUAACAAACGACGGCUUUCAUACGAAGUCAAGUUACAGAGAACAUUGUAACAAACGACGGCUUUCAUACGAAGUCAAGUUACAGAGAACAUUCUAACAAACGACGGCUUUCUUACGAAGUCAAGUUACAGAGGACAUUAUAACAAACGACGGCUUUCACACGAAGUCAAGUUACGAAAGCGAUCAUUUUUAUUUAAAAAAAAAAAAGAUUGGAGUAGAUAUUUGGGAUGGGGGUUGGGGGGGGGGGGGUUAUUGUCAAAUUUUCUGCAAAAGAAAGGAAAUAAAAGGAAAGAAUAUAUAACUUUAAAAAAAAAAAAUAGAGCUGGGGAAAAUGAACUAAAUUUCUUCUGUCACAUUUUCCUCAGAGAAAGGUAUAAUUCGUUUGUGAAACGGAGCCAAGUACUAUUACAUUGACGGCCUAGUUCAGAGAGUCUUUAAAAAGCUACUUUAUGUGAAUGCAAAGAAUUGCAACAUUGAGGACAAUUCAUCAGCUGUAAAAGGACAUUUAACAGUUCAGACAAAAAUCUGGUUUGAAAACCGCCUCCAGCCCUAAAAAAAUGGAGAGUACAAAAAAUAAUUUAUAAAAAAACUUUAUCCCAAGAAAGUUAAACUCAUCUUCAGGAAAGUUAAAAGUGUGCCUAUGAACUUUUGUUCAAGCAGCUCAUUUUCUCUUUUAAACUUGAUACUAUUUCAGCUUUCAUGUUUCGUCUUUUAGUUUUACUAGUAGAAUAUCCCAUGCCCUCCAAUUCCCCACCCCUUAACCCCCAAUGAGAUACGUCAGUGGACAUAGUGGUACUAAUUGAUGAUUGUUGUUACACACACAUACACCCAGGCCCGGCUUAACCAUUAGGCGAACUAGGCGGCCGCCUAGGGUGGCAAAUUUUUAGGGGGCGGCACUAUUAAUUUAAUAAUUAGUUACCGUUGGCGUGGGGGGCACAGUGCGACAGGUCAGCCUAGGGUGCCUUAUACUCUGGCGCCGGCCCUGCAUACACCCCUGACCCCCAGAUGAGAUCCUCCAGUGGACAUAGCAGUACUAAUUGAUGAUUGUUGUCACACUCACCCCCGACCCCAGAUGAGAUCCUCCAGUGGACAUAGCAGUACUAAUUGAUGAUUGUUGUCACACUCACCCCCGACCCCAGAUGAGAUCCUCCAGUGGACAUAGCAGUACUAAUUGAUGAUUGUUGUCACACUCACCCCCGACCCCAGAUGAGAUCCUCCAGUGGACAUAGCAGUACUAAUUGAUGAUUGUUGUCACACUCACACCCGACCCCAGAUGAGAUCCUCCAGUGGACAUAGCAGUACUAAUUGAUGAUUGUUGUCACACUCACCCCAGACCCCAUAUGAGAUCCGCCAAUGGACAUAGCAGUACUAAUUAAUGACUGUUGUCACACUCACCCCCAGACCCCAGAUGAAAUCUGACAGUGGACAUAGCAGUACUAAUUGAUGAUUGUUGUUUCUCACCUUUAUUUAGCUUGCGAUUUUUGUCCAGUUUGUCUGAUUGUCUGGGUCAAAGCUGGCAUCAUAACUUUGACCCACUUCCUGAUCUCAAAUUGGCCUGAAACUGUGUCCCCCUCCCCCCCCCUACCAACCCACGCCCCCUGAUGACAAUGUGACCCUUCCUGAAAAGUACUUCACCGGUGUCUUUCACUAAUCUUUUAGUGACAUCUGCGGUUCAAAUAUUGCAUCUUAACUUUGAAAAUUUGAGACUUAAAGUAAAAAAGUAAAACACAUUUUCCUUUUCAAAAUAAUUUUAAAAAAGAAAUAAAUUUUAAAAAAAAAGAACACUUUUGACUAAAAAAUGUAAGAAUAAAUGUCCCCCUAAACUUCAUAGUUGUUACGGUCUUGGCGUGGAAUUAGAUUGUUCCAGGCGAUAAAUUAGAUUGUUCCAGGCGGUACAUUAGAUUGUUCCAGGCGGUACAUUAGAUUGUUCAAGGCAGAACAUUAGAUUGUUCAAAGCGGUAUAUUAGAUUGUUCCGGUCGGUACAUUAGAUUGUUCCAGAUGGUAUAUUAGAUUGCUCCAAGCGGUACAUUAGAUUGUUCCAUAUGGUACAUUAGAUUGUUCCAGAUGGUACAUUAGAUUGUUCCAAGCGGUACAUUAGAUUGUUCCAGGCGGUACAUUAUAAAGUUCCAAGCAGUACAUUAGAUUGUUCCAGUCGGUACAUCAGAUUGUUCCAAGUGGUACAUUAGAUUGUUCCAAGUGGUACAUUAGAUUGUUCCAAGUGGUACAUUAGAUUGUUCCAAGCGGUACAUUAGAUUGUUCCAGGCAGUACAUUAGAUUGUUCCAGGUGGUACAUUAGAUUGUUCCAGGUGGUACAUUAGAUUGUUCCAGGCGGUACAUUAUAUUGUUCCAGGUGGACAUUAGAUUGUUCCAAGCUGUACAUUAGAUUGUUCCAGGCAGUACAUUAGAUUGUUCAAAACGGUACAUUAGAUUGUUCCAUACGGUAUAAAUUACAUAUUUAUAUUCUGUACAUUAGAUUGUUCCAAUCGGUACAUUAGAUUGUUCCAGGCGGUACAUUAGAUUGUUCCAGGCAGUACAUUAGAUUGUUCCAGGCGGUACAUUAGAUUGUUCCAGGUGGUACAUUAGAUUGUUCCAAGUGGUACAUUAGAUUGUUCCAGUGGUACAUUAGAUUGUUCAAAGCGGUACAUUAGAUUGCUCCAUACGGUAUAAAUUACAUAUUUAUAAUCUGUAUAUUAGAUUGUUCCAAUCGGUACAUUAGAUUGUUCCAGGUGGUACAUUAGAUUGUUCCAAGCAGUAUAUUGGGAUGUAAUUAAGAAGACAAAAUAAAUCCAUCCAGUUUUUAAAAUAUAUUCACAGUGCACAAUUCAUUAAUGGCUCAGUUAACCAUGUUCCAAUAGACUGAUAACACACUUACCUAAAUUAAUUUAGUCUUUCAUUUCAAUGUUGAUAAAAGUGUCGCGAUCUUAAAAUCGAUUUUUUUAAACAUAUCUAUUAAUUUUACCCCAUGCAGUGUCGUCUUAAUGCAGUGGUUCUCAACCUUCCUGGUGCCGCGACCCUUCAAUACAAUUUCUCAUGUCGUGGUGACCCCCAGCCACACAAUUAUAUGUGCUGCUGCUUCAUAGCUGUAAGGAUAUGUGUUUUCAGAUGGUCUUAGGCGACCCCUGGGAAAGGGUCGCACGACCCCCAAAGGGGUCGCGACCCACAGGCUGAGAACCGCUGUCUUAAGACAUGUGAACACUGGGCAGUUGCACAAGGCAUCAAGCUUCUAGCGGCCUCGCGCUUCUAGGGGUCUCGCGAUUCUAGGGGCCUCGCGAUUCUAGGGGCCUCGUGAUUCUAGGGGCCUCGCGAUUCUAGGGGCCUCGCGAUUCUAGGGGCUCGCACUUCUAGGGGCCUCGCGAUUAUAGGGGCCUCGCGAUUCUAGGGUCAUCAUGAUGCUCAUUUUUUAAAAACCGUAAUGCAUAACGAGAUACGAUUUGAAAAUUUGAAUUCCUUUGAAAUUUGAAUUUAGACGUACAUCCCAACGUUUUGUGGGCACGUAUUUGGACUUUUAAAUCAACUCCAUUUUGUUCUCAUCUUUCCAGAGAAAAAAAUAUUUUGUUUAAAUCCUUAAUGUUUAUAGUUCAAGGGGUUUUGUGGGAAAUUUGUUAAAAUAGAAGAGUCUUUCAAUGGGUGCCAUGGGUUCAUAGUAAUUCAACUGAAGAAAUGUAGAGUCGUUUGAAAUUCCAAAUAAACCUUUGAAUCUACUAAAUUAUGGCGGAAGUAAAGUUGCAUUAUCUUCACUCAGAUCAAAGCCACAUUUUAAAUCUUCGACGAUCGUUUAAAUUACUGCUAUAUCCUUGACACAAUUUCCUCAUUCAUAAACAAUUUUUUAGAAGGAAAAAAAACAACCAGUUUUUCAAUAGUUAUAGAAAAGAAAUCUAAUGACCAGUUAUGGAUAACAUAAUUUUUUUAUUAUUUUUUUUUUAAACCUCUGGAAGAACGUGGAAAUAUUUCAAUUUCAACUGAAUGUGAAAAGGGUUAUUUAAGGGUUGUUUUUAUAUUUCCCCAGUUAGACCAGCAUAUUUAAUGGUAUUAGCAGCAAGUUUCUUGUGUGUUGGGAGAGGGCGGGAUAACUAUUUUUUAGAUAAAUGAUUUAUUAAUGAAGUUCUUUGAACAUCAAAAAAAAAAAAGUUUGAAUACUUUCUAUUCAAAAAGAAAAACGGCAUUACUAUUUCGAAACAAAUAAAAAAAAAAAAUAAUAAAGUUUUGUAUCAACGCAGCCAGGUCGAUGGACGUCUAAAUUUUCAUUGGCAUCUCUCCUUUCACUCACCGAGCGAGUUUGCUCACGAGCGUGGGUAGUGUAGAAUGAAGCAAAGCGACAUUUAGGAGGUAAGCGCCAUGUAUUUUGAUUGAUCAAAAUUUCCAGACCUCACCCCCCAUCGUCGCUCAGGAACCUUUGGCGGCGUCUUCAGUUUUAGCUCCCUUCAUGGUCAAGAGAUAACACCGGCAACUUGAUUUUCUUGAAAUGACCACACAAAAAUAACAACAACAACUGAUUCGUUUGGUGUAAAUAGUUGGACUGCAUAGAAGCCGGGUGGCGAAACAUACCCCAGAGCAAAAGAAUACCCUCGGGGGCGCCACAACCUGACGGAAACAAAGUGCCCCCCUAGGCGUCAUACCGCCUCAUUUUAUCUCUGAUAGAUGCCCUGCCCUCCUCCCACUAAUGCAUGAAAACUGCACCCUGUCCCCUCGUAUGAUAUGGUAGAAAACACUGGCCAUAACUCAUAAGUCAACCUGGUCUCCAAAAGCUUAUCCAAAAAUUACCCGAGUGAAUUAGAGAGCCAUUGGGGUGGGGGGCGGACGGGAGAGGGUGCACGUUACAUUAAAGGGCCCAUAGUCCCAAGUUCAUGUUAAGACGGCCACGAACCUCAAUGGGCCUCUUCUUGCCUUGUGGUCCCUAGUAAAUUUCUACAGGAGUUCGUACUCGUCCUGGUCCGUAUGCGUGUACAAGCAUUCGUUUACUAUUUUCUUGAGACAUGUAUCAAAUUUAGAUUUCUAUUCUCAAAGAUGUCUACAUUUAAACAACAACAACAGCAGCAGCAACAACAACAGCAACAGCAUCAUCUUGAUCCCGAUGCAGCAGCCACGUCGGCAUGUGCCCAGUGGCACUCUCAAAAUCUCCAGAGCUGCGCUUCGUCUGUGAAUAGUGUGUUCGUCUAGACUGGUUGGUACUCUCUCUCGAGAGAUGAUCAAAGCGUACGUCAUAAUGUGAUGGUCAGUGAAAUACGCAGUGUGUUACCGUCUCAUUUCACGGUUCGGUUCCAAACUCCGAAUUAACAUGAACAUAGAAUUAACACGUUAAAAAAAUGUUCGUCCAGGGACGGAAACAGAAGCAAUAUUCACGUCAGAUAUUAUUUUUAUUUCUCCGGGAAUUAUGUUAAUAAUAUGUUAAUAGUACAUUCGGAAUUACAAUUAGAUUUUAUGAGUCUGAUAUCGAUCAAACUGUUCAACUUUAACUCCCCGGACGGCAACUCGGCAACUUUGAUUAAUGUGUGUUCUGACGGCAGCGUCUGCAUACAAAUUAAAGUCUGUCUCAGGUGGAUAGACUUGCUCCCCACGCCCACCCCCCCCCCCGCCCCGUUGAGAGAAUAUUUAAUCUCUUUAAUCAUUAUUACACAAUAUUUUAAGGAAAAAAUUCGAAAGUAAGAGAAAAAGAUCUGAAUCUUAAGCCGUUUAACUGGAAUUGUGGUCUGAAACAUCUCUCAUCACCAAUUUUAUGGCAAGCUUCCUGGAUAGAAAAGAACGUUCAUUAAGAAUAAAAGUUCAAAUAAUUCUCUUAGAGUGCAUUUUCUAAAGGUAAUAAAUGAAGGACUGCGAUCAAGCUGUGAGAAGCACACGUUUGAAUCGAAAGACAGGACUAUGGGAUAAGAACGUUUCGGCUAGAAGCCUUCCUCUGCAGACAAGAUAAAUGAAAAUACGACUAUUUGCUAUUCGAUUUCCUAAGCCCCCUUCUCGGUUUAAAACCUGACAGAAUCUGAUUAAUCUAUACAGCCAGGUAACAUGUAUAAACUUGCGUGUAGAUUGCACGUAUGAAAUCCUGUAGGGGUGUAAGAAAACGCAAGCUAUCUAUUAUAAUUAUUCGCAUAUUCAGCCUAAAUUUCCAAUUUUCCGAGAAAAAAAAACCCAUAUCAGACAGCGAAGUCUGAAACUUCUGCAGUCUGGGGUUCUCCCUUUUUAUUAACAAUAUGGAAAUAUUUUCAGACUAUCAUGAACAGAAAAUAUCGUUAAAGUGUAUUACCUUAUUUAAAAAAAAAAAUAAUUAAAUAGUGGAUUCCAUUUUUUUCUACCCGUUAAGGUUGAUUUGUAACCGCAAGACCAGACAUACAAACUCAGGUCAGCUAUUAGAAUUCCCUCUCCCAGUUGUACGCCUAGACUUACAGAGUAGCCUGUCCGUAAGCCCAAAUUUAUGACAGGCAAUCCGAGUUUGAUCUUACUCAGUAAGAAUGCGGACAUUUGAUCAGUUGAGUACUGCUCAGAAGUAUAUGAACUAUGGGAGAUAUAGAAACUAUGGGAGACAUAUAAACUAUGGGAGACAUAUAGACUAUGGGAGGUAUAGGAACUAUGGGAGACACAUAUAAACUAUGGGUGACAUAUGGGUGAUGGUGGGUUGAACACCUAAUAUUUUUUCACCCUUCACUGUAAAUACAAAGUACGUUUAUACAUUCUGGGAAAAGUUCUUCUGCAACUACCAAUCAGAAUGCGACAGAAAUAGUUCAACGAACAUCUGGGAGCAUUUCCAAAGCGGAUGAAACGACGUUCUGAAACAGUGGUCUUCAAUCUGUGGUCGGCAAGGACGGCCUUUAAGCCAUCGACUCAUCCUCAACGCUCACCCCUCCCCCCUUCCCCCAUGAUUUAACCUAUUAUAAGCAUUCUUAAAAUAAAGUAUAGCACAACAUCCACUAUAGAAGAUAAUACACAAUUUAUUGUUUAAGUGUAAAACUAAUCACAAUUACAAAUAGAACUUUAAUUUGAAUUUUAUUAUUGCUAAUUUUAAUUAAUGACCUGAUAACUCAUCUUAACAACGUAUUUUUAAUUAAAAUCGUUUAGCGAGAGCUUCUAUCGCGUUCCUUCUCCACUGAUCGAUUCCUGUAAACGUAAUACGCUAUCUACACUCAGGCCUGGUCAGAUAAUGGAAGGUUUUGUUUUCAACGUCUGGGACUGAAGGCCCUUAGAAGAAAAUUAAUUCAGUAUGUUCAUAUCUCUAUGCUAUCUCAUUGUUUCCAAAAAUUACUAAUAAAAGCAAAACUCUUGGGAACCAUUUCCUGUGCUUUGUCAUCGUUAUCUUAAAAUGAUUUUCGAUCGAAUUAGACCCUUCUACACUUGACGAACUUUGUCCAUACUAAAUAUAAAUAUUUAUCACUCCAAAAUGUGAUUUAAAACAAAAAAAGUAUAACAAUCAUAGCAAAAAGAAACUUAAAAUCACGUUCUUUAACUUUCUUUAUGAAAAUAAUAUGCAUGGUCACAAAAUGCUUGCAGAUGAAGAUCUUGCAUUUCAUUUUUUUAAAAUUCUCUUUUGGCUCGAACGGGCUUUGAAAUUAGUAUUGACCCGAAAGGGGACAACACUGCGCUUGAAUACCGGAGUAAGGGGUAAUCACAUUAGGACUUCGUACACGCUGUGUCAAGGAAAUAGUGGAACGAGGCAUGUGGAUGAUAGAGUCGAAAGACGGGGCAAGAAAGGAGCAGCUAAAGCCUUCCUCAGCAGACAGGACGAAUGAAACUAUUCAACCUCCGGCAAUAACAGUGGCGAACGCUUAAGUUUUUAAAAAAACUAGUUUCUAUUCCUUGUCAUAUUUUCAGUUACAUUUCUAUUGCUAUUUCUAUUUCGAAUAAGUAAAAUUCUACACAUGCAAACUAGUCACUGAUUGUGGUCCGUCAAUAGUAAUAUUAUGUUACUCAACGCAGUGUUCUGGUCUUUGUCGAACUGCUUUAAACCACGAUGUAUCGAUUUAUCACCCCCCCCCACCAGUGGCAUAGGUAGAGGGUGCAGCGGGGACGGUCCACGUCAGGUGACCCCUUUUUUCCCCCUUAUUUAAAGGUGCUGGCUUUUCGGCUUGCUGCAAAGUUUUUCCGUGAAAGUUGUGCGGAACAAUACUUGUCCCCCCCCCCCCCCCCCAGGGCGCCACUAACCAUAGUCACUGUUUCUUCUGUUUGAAAGGUAGCUUCAUUGUGUUACCACCUCCUUAUUGUGUGUGAAGAAAAUCUCUGACUCGUUUUUUUUUUAAUUCUAAGAAAUAGAAACAGUUUAGUCUUUAAUCUUUCAAAUGUAUAAUUUUAAUUUGAAAUGAAAUCCCCCCCCCUUCCCCAAAACCAAACCCUUUAAAAAUUCCUAAUCAUUUGAGCAGUCCUUGAGCAAUCCCACCAUCCUUUGCGGGGGUGGUACCGCCCACUUUGAGGAUCACUGUUCGGAAAGGUCUUCGCAUCGGCUGUAUUUAAUAAAAUAAUCCGAGGAGGUCUGAUAGCGACUCCAUACGUGAGGCACAUCUUCUUCAAGUCAGCGGGGGCCUUGUAGCAUUGUUAUCUAACUAUUUGAGGAACCCCCGAAGACGUGUGGUGGUAAUACAGCAUCCAAACUAUAGCAUCCUAAAACUUGAACUUCAAAUCUCCAAUUUGACACCGUAGAAGUCUGGUUUCUUGCAUCCUCAAAAUAAACAAAAAAAAUCCCGAAGAAGAAUAAAAAGAAAGCUGUCAAACGAGCAUGUGAGUCAGCAUACGAUCUGAUGCUGAUAUAACAUCUUAUGGCAGUUUAGGAUGUGAUGACGGUGCAGAAUCUGAUGACAGUAUAGAAUCUGGUUUCAGUGUAGGAUGUGAUGACAGUAUAGAAUCUGAUUUCAGUGUAGGAUGGGAUGACAGUAUAGAAUCUGAUUUCAGUGUAGGAUGUGAUGACAGUAUAGAAUCUGAUGACAGUAUAGAAUCUGAUUUCAGUGUAGGAUGUGAUGACAGUAUAGAAUCUGAUUUCAGUGUAGGAUGUGAUGACAGUAUAGAAUCUGAUUUCAGUGUAGGAUGUGAUGACAGUAUAGAAUCUGAUUUCAGUGUAGGAUGUGCCAUGAUGACAGUAUAGAAUCUGACGAAAAACAAGUUUGCCCUAAUUUAAUAUAGGUAACGAAAAAAGGCUCAUAGCAUCAUUCCAUUACUCAACACUAUCCGUUUUUUUUGUGUGUUUUUUUGUAAUUUAUUUGCAGUUGGGGGGGGGGGGUUGAAAUAGAUUUCGUAUUAACUUGACCUUUGCUCUUGGGUACAAUGAGGCUGUGAUGGAUGCAAACUAAAAUUUCAGUGAGAAACUUCUGUGAAGCGUAUGCCGUGUUCACUGAUGCGAGCCGAUUAAUUAUUGCCAUAGGGUUUUCUCUCUACACUCAUUUCCUUCUCAUGGAACGUAACUUGUUUGUUUGGCACACAUGUAAAGUUUUAGCAUUUCUCGUGCAGUGUUCAUCCGGCGAACGGCUGGAAAAGAAUACUGGAUCGAUAGCUACGGUUUGAAACUGUGGUUCAAAUGAUCGUGGUUGACCUCGUCUGAUUUAUUGACCGAGCGGGUGGGUGGGUGCAUGAGCUCAGAUCUCCUUUUUUUUUUUUUUUUUUUUUGUUUUUUUUUUUUUUUUUUUUUUUUUUUUUUUUUUUUUUUUUAGUUUUAUGCGUUAAUUUUAAGCUUGCAAUUUUAAAUACUAACCAUUAGAAAAUAUAUAAUAAAAUAAUAAAAACUUAGAAUAAAAUACUGGCUAUCAACAAAAAACAACAGCCAACAAAGAUAAAACAAUCAAAACGCACUAAAAAGUAGAAAAUAUUUUACAAUUUCUUAAAACGCAUAAUGCAGAGAAAGUGUGUGCAGAAAAUAUUUAAAAAAAAUUAAUACAAAAACACGUUGAAAUGUAGGUCUCAUCCACUUUCAGUUCGACUCCUUUGGCUACAUAGAGUGCUUAUCUGCAGUUCUGAUAUUCAGGGAGGGCUUACUUAGAGAGACGUCACAUUAUGUUACGGAUUACCUCGGAUUAUGGAGAUUAGCGUAAAUAAAUGUAUUCAAAAUGUUUAAUACAUCGGGCAUUGAUCAAGGAAGCCCAGAUUUUACACAAGACUUACUACGUGUGAAGCGAAAAUACUUGAAGAAGGAAGAAAAAUAGAGAGAGAUAUUUAGAGAGAGCGAGAGAAAGAGAGAAAGAGAGAGAGAGAGAGAGAGAGAGAGAGAGAGAGAGAGAGAGAGAGAGAGAGAGAGAGAGAGAGAGAGAGAGAGAGAGAGAGAGAGAGAGAGAGAGAGAGAGAGAGAGAGAGAGAGAGAGAAAGAGAGAGAGAAAGAGGCAUACGUAAGGGUUAUUUUAAUAUCUUCUCAAAAACUAUACGUUGUACCUAUUUCUUUUUUCACCGGUUGUUGGGUCACCCCCCUCCCCCAACCCCCAUCUUAGUAAAACGCAUUGAACAAGUCUCGUCUUCGCAAACAAGCAUUGGGGUAGGAAGGGGUGCAAAAGGGGGGGGGCGCGAGAUCAACCCCGGGCGUCACAUUUUUACCUUUAUGUUUAAGGGGGUGGCAUUUUCACUUAUUGGCAUAAUUUUUUAUGGAAAUGGGGUGGCAAAAAGCGCCUCCCCGCCCCGGGCGGCACUAACUCCAAUAACGCCACUUCAACACUAGUCAUGGUAAUGACCUUCCCUGGAGUCAGCUUUGUGGAAGACUUUGAAUGAUUCUAACGGAGGAAGAGACGUGGCCCCCCCUUCCCCCCAUUCCCCCCACCCCCCAUCUCUGAGUUAAACAAGUCUGACGCUCUCUGAGCUGAUUUACGUCCCUUCACUUUAGCGUUCAUUCAUUCCCUUUCUUCGUAAGUUAUUUCCCUUGCUGUGUACAUUAUUCCAUUUUUGUGUACAUUUAUUCCACUUCCGUGCACAUUAUUUAUUUUUCGUAUGCAUCAUUCCAUUCUUUUUUGGUGUCUGCGCUAUUCCAUUUUGUGUACAUUAUUCAACUUCUGUGUAAACUAUUCCACUAUUGCGUAAACUUCUUAUUACCCCCAUUCCAUCGCUAGUACACGAUUCCACGUCUGUGUACAUUACCACGCCUCUGUGUAAAUUACCACGCCUCUGUGUAAAUUACCACGCAUAUGUGUACAUAGCUACACCUCAUUUUACAUAACUACGCGUCUGUGUACGUAACUACGCCUCUGUGUACAUAACUACGCCUCUGUGUACAUAACUAAACCUCUCUGUACAUCACUACGCCUCUGUGUACAACUCUCCGCCUCUCUGUACCUCUACUUACGUCAUGCACUUACCUUAAGCUCUUCAUAAAACAAUCAUCCCAAAAAUAUACAUGAUUAUUUAAGGGCGGCAAAUAUUUAAUGCCUUACACGUCCCCAUGAAUUUCAAAUUUACCCGGCUGAAAUCAAGGGCUUCAAAGCAAAUCGAGCGAGGUUACAUCAUAUCUCUGUUAUCCAGCUAUUAAGAAAUUCUGCAAGGGAUGACCACUGUAAUAGAAUUAACCUGAAGUACACGUGAUGGCAUUUGUUCCGGCCACAGGCCAGGCCUGAAUUACAGAUACGUCAGCUAACAACAUAUAAUUGAAGCCUCUUUUUUUAUGCCGACGAUGAUUUAAUAAGCUUACAACACAUUUUUUGUGGUGUGUUAAGGGAGUGGUUCUCACACGUUUAACAAUUAAUGUACCCCAAUGGAAGAUGACACGAAAUCUUUGUUAGUUUUAUUUAUCAUUUAUUUUUAUUUUUAUCGUCACAAUUUUUUCUCGGCAAAUGAUAAUUUUCGUUAUCGCGGAGGAAGAUUUGGAUCGCCCUCCUAGAAGCUCCUGGUAGCUAUAGGCGCUCGGGGGUACAUGACGCACAGCUGAGAAUCACUGUAUUAGUGAUAGAAAGUUGGGGUGGGGGGGGGGGGUAAUGAAAGCAGGACGAUUUCAUUGGUUUCCAAUUAUGUUGGUUGAACAAAAUCCAAUUUAUUCAUGUGGAUAAUAAAAUCCAGUUUAUUUAUGUCAAUAAAAAAAUGUUAUAUAUAUUCUUACAUUUCUUGUAUCCCUUGUCAACAAAGUACACAAUCUUGCCAUUAAGAUCAACAAAGUACAUUAUUUUGUCUUUAAGAUCAACAAAAUACCUUAUCUUGCCAUUAAGAUCAACAAAUUACACUAUUUUGCCAUUAAGAUCAACAAAGUACACUAUUUAGCCAUUAAGAUCAACAAAGUACACUAUUUUGCCAUUAAGAUCAACAAAGUACACUAUUUUGCCAUUAAGAUCAACAAAGUGCACUAUUUUGCCAUUUAGAUCAACAAAGUACACUAUUUUGCCAUUAAGUUCAACAAAGUACACUAUCUUGCCAUUAAGAUCAACAAAGUACAUCAUUUUUCCAUUAAGAUCAACAAAGUACACCAUUUUGCCAUUAAGAUCAAGAAAGUACACUAUUUUGCCAAUAACAUUAAUAAAAUACACUAUCUUGCCAUUAAGAUCAACAAAGUGCACUAUUUUGCCAUUAAAAUCAACAAAGUACACUAUCUUGCCAUUAAGAUCAACAAAGCACACUAUUUUGCUAUUGAGAUCAACAAAGUACACUAUCUUGCAAAUUAAGAUCAACCAAGUACACUAUCUUGCCAUUAAGAUCAACAGAGUACACAAUUUUUCCAUUAAGAUCAUCAAAUUACACUAUCUUGCCAUUAAGAUCAACAAAGUACACUAUUUUGCCAUUAAGAUCAACAAAGUACACUAUCUUGUCAUUGAGAUCAACAAAGUACACUAUCUUGCCCUUAAGAUCAACAAAGUACACUAUUUUGCCAUUAAGAUCAUCAAAGUAAACUACCUUGCCAUUAAGACCAACAAAGUACACUAUCUUGCCAUUAAGAUCAACAAAGUACACUAUUUUGCCAUUAAGAUCAACAAAGUACACUAUUUUGCCAUUAAGAUCAACUAAGUACACUAUCUUGCCAUUAAGAUCAACAAAGUACACUAUCUUGCCAUUAAGAUCAACAAAGUACACUAUUUUGCCAUUAAGAUCAACAAAGUACACUAUUUUGCCAUUAAGAUCAACUAAGUACACUAUCUUACUAUUAAGAUCAACAAAGUUCACUAUUUUGCCAUUAAGAUCAACAAAGUACACUAUUUUGCCAUUAAGAUCAACAAAAUGCACUAUUUUGCCAUUAAGAUCAACAAAGUACACUAUUUUGCCAUUAAAAUCAACAAAGUACACUAUUUUGCCAUUAAGAUCAACAAAGUACACUAUCUUGCCAUUGAGAUCAACAAAGUACACUAUUUUGCCAUUAAGAUCAACAAAGUACACUAUCUUACCAUAAAGAUCAUCUAAGUACAAUAUCUUACCAUUAAGAUCAACAAAGUACACUAUUUUGCCAUUAAGAUCAAGAAAGUACACUAUUUUGCCAUUAAAAUCAACAAAGUACACUAUUUUGCCAUUAAGAUUAACAAAAUACACUUUCUUGCCAUUAAGAUCAACAAAGUACACUAUUUUGCCAUUAAAAUCAACAAAGUACACUAUCUUGCCAUUAAGAUCAACAAAGUACACUAUUUUGCCAUUAAGAUCAACAAAGUACACCAUUUUGCAAUUAAGAUCAACAAAGUACACUAUUUUGCCAUUAAGAUUAACAAAAUACACUAUCUUGCCAUUAAGAUCAACAAAGUACACUAUCUUGCCAUUAAGAUCAACAAAGUACACCUUUUAUGGCAAUUAAAAUCACAAAUAAUAAUUUUCUAGGCACGUUCGUAUGGCUGUAACACUUUGAUAAAUAGGCGUGCAAAAUAGAGUCCACACAAGUUUGCUGUAACUGCGCUCAUCAUAUAGUUCGUGACUUGAAUGCGUGAUUUUGUUGAAGACUUUGAGUUAUAUGGGACGUUCACGCAUUUCCGCCGCCAUUUUUUGGCGUCCCCCCACCCCUUUCCCCCUUAUUUUUUUAGUAUAUAAGAAAAUAAUUAUGUUUAAAACUACUGAAGCAACAAACAGAACAAUUCAAGGGGUUAACUAUUGAAAGCAUGACGGUGAAAUGUUCGUUUAAAUAUUAUUUAGUUCAAUAACAGUGCCAGAGGCGUCUCGAGUACUUCCAUUUUCUUUCCUGGUGAAUGAACUUAAGCUGACCCCAAGUUCGGCAGCGCAGUUAGGGUGUGGCUAACUAAAUAUAGUCUCCAGUGAACUCAGUUACGACUAACUAAAAUCUAUGGUCUGGGUAUUAUUAUUAGAAUUCUGUAGAAUUAUGCAGAAGGAUUGAGAAAGGAAUACAAUGCGCAAGUCCGUUUCGAGAAGUAUCCAUGCAACAGGCUACAUAAACACCUAUAGAUUGAGCGACAGGAGGCAGAUCAGACGAGAGUUAUUUUGAGCGUGUGCUAUUUUGGCUAUAGAGCUUGGCUACGAAACGAGAGAUUUGUUUACUGAAUGUGUGUAGAUUUGUUCACCUUUGUACCUUUUUACAACAUUGUAUCUUCUUCAACAUUGCACCGGUACAAGCCAAUCCUUAUACUGUAAGUCAAUAGCUUUAAUUAUAUUUCUUUUUGAUUUUUGUAAUUUAUUAUUUACUUAAUACAAUUUAUUAACUUUGGUUCGUCCUGUUUUGAGUAUCAUAUUCUUUGUUCUUGUAUUUAAGAUAUGGUAUCGUCUUUUGUUGUGUACUGUUUUUUUUAAAAUCAAUGUUUGAAUUCUGAGCCUCAAAAUGAUAUUCAUUACCUCUGAAAAAAAGUGAACAAAUUUUAACGGGUAUUCGAAUUUGAAGUGAAGUUUAAUAAAAUGCAUUACGCAUCAUCUGUCAGUAAACUAGUCCUCUGUCUUCUGCAGUAGUGAGAUGCGCGGAAAAGGAAAGAGAAAAGAAAAGAAAGUUGAACUGUAAAGUCCCGGUCCGGGCCGACCCUAACAAUUGCGGAGCCCUAUGCGAAACGGAUUGCGCGGGGCCCAGUCUGGGCAGGGAUAAGGAUAAUAAGUGAAAAUUUAAGAUUUUGAAUUAGAAAAAAAAAUGCGGGGCCCACUGCGGCCGCACAGGUUGGAGUGACCUAAGGCCGGCCCUGGUCCCGGGUAAAGUCGUAAAAAUACAUUUUCAAGGAUUUCCAUUAACAAAGUCUGACGUCAUCUCUAUCCCUCGCCAACCCAAGAGCAGUCUACUCCACUGCAGCUCUAGACAAGCCACGGUACCCUAGACUGGCUAGAGUGAGAGACUGCUUGAAACAAAUGCAUUACCACUGAGGUAGUCGAUCGUAAACACCCGUCUUGAACAGCCUUCUUAUAAAAGACGUCUGGCUCGUAGAUGAGCAGGUGCACUAGGUCAUCAUUUCUUGCCUUAAUGGAGAGGUGCGCUAGGUCAUCAUCUCUUGCCUUGAUGGAGAGGUGCACUAGGUCAUUAUCUCUUGCCUUGAUGGAGAAUUGCAUUAGGUCAUCAUCUUUUGCCGUGCAUGCAAGUCAAUCGUGUACGAUGGCCAUUUGACAGAUAUGAAACACGAACAUUUCACACCCCACAGAGUACAGUCGGCUCGCGAUGAUUUUUAAAGAGAAACACGACUGUGUUUGUAUAACCUCAAUUUAAAUGUAAAUAAAUUAAAUUUAAACAAGACCUAAAAACAUAGUCUUUCGUAGAACUCCUUUAUAUGCAUUUGUGUUUGCAUUGAUGUAAAGGCACGUGAUUAUCAUUAAUGUCACUGUACAAACUGAUUUUUGGCGCGUGCAUGUUUUUUUUAAAAAUCAAACUUAGUGCACGUGACACCCAAUAGACUGAUGCUAUAUUUAAACCCAACUACGUCACAAAUAAAAAAAGCGCAUGGCAACAGCUGCACAAUUAAUCUCCUCAUUAAAACACGCACCCAUGGAGUAAAUCACAUUUCAUUCAUCUUCUACUUGAAAAAAACUAGGGGAAAACAAACAUGUUUCUGUGGGAUUUGGGGGGGGGGGGUGGGGAAGGCGCUGAAAAUUUGCUGGAUGGUGUUGUGAUCGGCAAAAAGUCUAGUUUGUGCAGAGUUUCAGUUCGAUAGGAUGGCGAAAAGUGGGUCGAGGAGCCGUCCGAAGAUUUUUGUCACAAACGCACGAACAAAAGCGAAUUUGAUAUAAUGGAUUUUAAAAAAAAAAAGAUUCCUUCAUGAUAAAUCAUAGAUCAUCGAUAGAAAUCUGUUGCAAGGCCGUGGUAAUUACAAAAAGAUAACUUGAAAGGCCGUGGUAAUUACAAAAAGAUAACUUGAAAGGCCGUGGUAAUUACAAAAAGAUAACUUGAAAGGCCGUGGUAAUUACAAAAAGAUAACUUGAAAGGCCAUGGUAAUUACAAGAAGAUAAAUUGAAAGGCCGUGGUAAUUACAAAAAGAUAACUUGAUAGGCCGUGGUAAUUACAAAAAGAUAACUUGAAAGGCCGUGGUAAUUACAAAAAGAUAACUUGAUAGGCCGUGGUAAUUACAAAAAGAUAACUUGAUAGGCCGUGGUAAUUACAAAAAGAUAACUUGAAAGGCCGUGGUAAUUGCAAAAAGAUAACUUGAAAGGCCGUGGUAAUUACAAAAAGAUAACUUGAAAGGCCAUGGUAAUUACAAGAAGAUAACUUGAAAGGCCAUGGUAAUUACAAAAAGAUAAUUUGAAAGGCCGUGGUAAUUACAAAAAGAUAACUUGAAAGGCCAUGGUAAUUACAAAAAGAUAACUUGAAAGGCCGUGGUAAUUACAAAAAGAUAACUUGAAAGGCCAUGGUAAUUACAAAAAGAUAAUUUGAAAGGCCGUGGUAAUUACAAAAAGAUAACUUGAAAGGCCGUGGUAAUUUCAAGAAGAUAACUUGAAAGGCCGUGGUAAUUACAAAAAGAUAACUUGAAAGGCCGUGGUAAUUACAAGAAGAUAACUUGAAAGGCCGUGGUAAUUACAAGAAGAUAACUGUUUGAUUUCUCUUUACGACAGAAACAAACAAACAAAAAUAAUAAAUUAGUCAUUGCAGGAGUGGGCAGGGGUAGACCAAGAAAUAAAAGAAAUGACAGUUGCACCUCGAAUAUGACACGUGUUGUGAAAGACACUUUGAUCUAUUUUUAAAAUAGAAAUUAAUAAUAAUAUAACCUUUUUUCAAAAAAAUAUAUUUUUUUUUCGAAAAGAAUGAUCCCCGCUCAGGCGUUUGCUGAACGCGUCUUGGUUCAUUUGGGUGUAAAUCUGUAAAGUGGAGUGGUCUCUUGUUUUGAAUUGGGGCGUAUUUCCGCUAUGACGAAAACUUCAGGAGCAGGUAACUGGGUGCACUUAACGUACGCAAUGACGCUGAGUCAUCUUAACAAAUGUUUAGAACCGAAAUAUUGAAGGAAAAAAAAAAUAGUAAUCUUUCCGUCUGUACGUUUCCAAUCAGUCUAAGGGCGAUUCUUAAAACACACACACAAAAAAUGUUGACGUUAGAGUAUUUUCUUUUAUUGCGGUCGGACCGAAAAGUCGUUGCAAUCGAUUAUAUUAUUUUGGAUUCGGGUCAGGAGGGCAAUUAAGAAAAAAAAAUUGAAUUUCUGUCAUAUUCGAUUCGAAUUUCGUGGUUUUUUUUUUUUAUCUCCAGAUUCGGACAGGAUUCGUUAAUUUGUUUAUCCCCCAUAUUUAUUCAUUAAUUGUCUUGUUUAUUAUCUGCAUUGUCAUUAUGUCCAUUUUAUCUGGGUGGAAAGGGGGUGGGGGUUCACGAUAUGUUUCUUAAAAGCACCUAAAAGCCAAACAACGACACGUAGGCAGGUGGUUGGAAGAAUUUUUUUUUUAUUUCCAGAUUCGGACAGGAUUCGUUAAUUUGUUUAUCCCCCAUAUUUAUUCAUUAAUUGUCUUGUUUAUUAUCUGCAUUGUCAUUAUGUCCAUUUUAUCUGGGUGGAAAGGGGGGGGGGUUCACGAUAUGUUUCUUAAAAGCACCUAAAAGCCAAACAACGACACGUAGGCAGGUGGUUGGAAGAGAAGACCUGCCAACAGGGGUCGGUGCCCAUUUUUUUAAUACAGAGUGUGGUGGUGAACGACAGUGACACCAUUCAAACCAUGGCUGGUUGUGUCUUACGACAUAGGAGAGAUAUCACUUUGGCUUUUUUUUUAGAGGGUAAGGGGGGGGGGGUGAGGGAAGUAAGUAAGUUGCAGUGUAGGUCCGUCCAAAUUUUGGUAAAAACGGAGUGACAGAGUAGCUUGCCCCUGGACGCCGCCAUACUUUAAAAAAAAAAAAUUGUGUUGGCUUCAAAAAUCGUAUAUAAAUUUUAAUUAAGUUUUAAGUGCACAAUUCAAAUGAUGAAAAUUAAAACUGAUUAUAUUUAGUAUAGUUUAUAAGUAGAACGUUAACUCAAUUUCGUAAAUGUGCACAUUUCUAAGAGUGUUAAUGUUGUUUUUUUUUAGUUGAUUUCAAGAUAAAGUAAUUUAGAAUUAAUUUGGCUUCUAAAAAGACCCCCCCCCCUCUUUUCUUUCCCCACACACGCACACAAAAAUGCCUUAAUCGCAAAGUAAUAAAAGAGUUCAAAAAUGGUAUAUAAAUAAACAAUAAAACUUCUUGUUUAAAAAGAAUACGUAUAUUUUCUCGCUUUGACAAAAACAAAAUGCUGAAUUCGGUUUGUCUUAUGGAUUGAUCUCUUCUUCUACACUCUAGACCAGCGGAUCUCUUCUUCUACACUCUAGACCAGCGGUUCUCUUCUUCUACACUCUAGACCAGCGGUUCUCUUCUUCUACACUCUAGACAAGCGGUUCUCUAACACUGGCGUCGCCUAAAACCAUCGGAAAAUACAUAUUUAUGAAGUAGAAAACGAACAUAAUUUUACGGUUGGUGGUCACCACAACACGAGGAACUGUUUUAGACAUGACGUCACAUGGGUCAAACAGUAGAAGAGUUAUGACUAGACUGGAGUCGAACAUGCUGAUAACAACGGAAAAUAUCUACUUAGUGUGGCGAAACCAUUAUACCAGACAAAAGUAUAGUGGACUUAAAGGAGCCGACGACGUGGCACAUUUUUCUACACACUCUCUGGACGCAAACAUAAGAAGUUGAAUCUUAACACUCCUAAGUCCAGUAAAUGUGUAGAGCCAAAUCUGGUUAUAAAGGAAAAUAUUAAGAUUGUUAUCAUUGUCAAUUUUUCCACUCAAAAAAUAAAUAAAUAAAUUAAAAAAUAAAUAAAUAAUCCAAUUAAUAUUUAAAAUUUAUGGGUUGCAGUGCCCUGUCAGGGAUUGUAGUAGAUGUGCUACAGGUCGAAUCUAGCUAGUAUUGUUUCAUUGAUGUAUUAUUUCAUUCAUGCAGUGUUUCAUUGAUGUAUUAUUUCAUUGAUGUAUUAUUUUAUUAAUGUAUUUUUUCAUAUAUAUAUAUAUUAUUUCAUUUUUCUUUAUUUAUUUUCACAAUCGGUUUUAUUCACCAUCCAGAGGGGUAAAAUAAACGUCAUAUUUAUAACGGAGUUACGUGCGUGCGUUUCACUGUUCAAAAAAAUUACAAAAACUUUAGCACCAAGGGCAGAAUGUUACGCAUUAAAAAACAACAAAAAGGAAGCACUAAUGAUCUUAACAUUGUUCUAACAUCUCUAGAUUCAGCACCUGAGAGUUUAUUGACUUUCACAAUGCGAGUGUGUAUGUAAGUCGCUUUUAGAACCUAUUGGACACUGUGGGAUUAAAGGAUUAAAAAACGAGUUAUUUAUCUCUCCGUGCUGAUCUCCCGAAGUCACCCACAAAGACUCAGCUAUUGUCAGAAAACUUUGCGGAUUUCAAAUAAUUCUCUUAUCAAUUUUUUUUUCAUUUGUUGAGAGAUGAUGGUAAUCUUAGUAAAAUCAAAACCAAAUCAUAACUCUACUCUCAUAUCUCUAAUCAUCAAUGACGUGGGCCAGCAUCCAAGCCUGUAUGAGAACAAGGACGGGGCAUUCAGUGAAGUGACAAGGCCAGAUGCGAAAUCUAAAGGAGAUGUGCGCUAAAUAACACAACAAUGGCUCUACAGGAUGAUGCCAAAUGACGAAAAAAUACUGCCGUUUGGAUGGAUUAUUCACUCGCCACUCAGAAAUUGUCCUGUUUUGGCUGCAGAUUGUUUGCUAUUAAUGUUACAGAAACAGCAUCCAAAUUUAGUCCUGGUGGAAACUGAUCCCAAAAUGACAAAAUCAUGAAGUAUCGGAAGAGCACCUAUGUUGUUUUGAAAAGUGGAAAGUAUUGGCAGCAGGAUUUAGGCUACACAAAACAAUUGAUGCCGAAAGUAUUGCUGUGAUGGGCAGGGAGAAGAAAAAGUGGAGCGAUAUCCUGCACAGAUUACUGGAAAUCACAUUGUUUCUUGCAAAGCAAAAGCUGGCAUUUCUAGGCCACAACGAAGAUGAAUCUUCACUGCAUAAAGGAAACUUUCUUGAAAUGGCUGAGAUGGUAUCUAAAUAUGACCCAGUGCUAUAAGAGCACCUACACGAGUAUAUCUACAGUAAAAGCUUCCGCCUCUUACCUUUCAGCAGAAACCCAUAAUGAUUUUACAAAUGCCCUUACAAAUCACGUGAAGGAGAUUCUUAUCAUUGAUGUAAAGGCUACGAGGUCUUUUGGAAUCAUAUUUGAUAGUACACCUGAUAUAUGACACACUGACCAGAUAGCUGAAGUGAUCAGAUAUGUGAGAAUCCACAAUGUGAAAAUUGAAGUGAGAGAAGUGUUUCUUGCACUUUUACUGUUAAGAGGAAAAAAGCUGAUGACCUCAGUUCUGACUUCUUACAAAUCUAAAACUUGAUGGACUAGACAUAAUAAUGCGCAGAGCUCAAGGUUACGAUUGCUGCCACAAUUUCUGGAAUCCAUGGAGGUUUUCAGGCCAUUCUGAAAAAAAAAUAAGAAGAAAGCGAUUUUAAUGGAUAUGUAGGCCAUUUCACAAAGUCAUGGACUGGUCAGUAUUGGAUGUUUUGAAAUUCAUAGCUGAAUGGGACUUCCUAGAAUCUCUUCCAAUACUUUCGCUAAGCCUUCAAGUGAUUCUUAUGUUCAGUAUGUCAUGUAAGCGUAGCUUUUCAAAACUAAGACUUAUCUAGAACUAUUUAAGAUCCACCAUGGGACAGUCUAGGGUUUUCUUAUCUGGCUCUGCUAUCAAUUGAGAUAAGGUGAAGGAAAUUGAUUUUGAUUGACAGGUUUGCAGCUUUGAAGACCAGGAAAGGAACAUUUUAAAUAAAUUAAAUUUAAUGUAAAAAUAACUAUAACUUAACGUUGCUACAGUUCUUAAAUACAUUUACUCCCUGACCUUCAACGUAUGUAUUUCGUUUUUGUCUUUAUUAUACUAUGGACUUAUUUAAUCAAGAAGCAAUCCAUCAUGGAAGUUGGGAGGGGAUUUGUUGGAAAAAAAGGGGGGGGGGGUGAAACCAUGAGUUUACCGCACCGGGUGAUACCAACCCUAGCUACACCACUGUAUCUUAUGAUCAUUUGAAUAUCGUACAUAAAAUUUUUCUGGAUGAUUUUAGGAUUUUCUUUAUUUAAAAUUGUAAAUUAGGUGAUAAAUCCAUUUUUUUAUUUUGAUUGUAGUACAGUUCAAUUUGGUUGAUAUGACGAACAGCUAAUUCAAAGCUUAGAAAAUCGUACUUUGAGUUGGAGCUUCAGAUGAAAUUUGCAUUUCAUUAUAAUGCACUUUGGAAUGGGGUUAAGAAGCUCAGUCAUGCAAAGAAACUAUAAUUCCUAUUCAUGGCAGUGUUUAUUUAUAAUUGCCUAUUUUAAAAUAUUUUUUUUAAAGAUCUAUUAUUAAAAAUUUUUGUUUUUGUUUUUGCAAAUGUCAUACAAAUACCCCAAUCAUUCACUGUAACGUGGUGACUGUAAAAUCGAUAAUUCAUUGAAAAACAUUAGCGGUAUCCAAAAAAAAAAAAUCUGUUCUAAGAAAUCAACUACAAAAUAAUUUUCUGGGUGAAGAUUAGGAUCAUCUUAAAUCUCAAAUCGUCCCUUCUCCCCCUCCCCCCACUAUAUCUAAGCUGUCUUUCCAGUGAGAGGAAAAGGAUUCCUAGAUCUUGUGCCAACGAUGUCGCUGUUUGAAUGGCUUUAAUGAUUUUAACGAAGACUUCAUCUUUGAGACUGCGACAGUGUGCAUGUGGGGGGGGGGGGAUUUUCUUUGUUGUUUCAUUAAUUCAGUUGGUAAAAUAUUUUUUUAUUCAAGGUUUUUUGUCUUUUUCUCGAAACGUUUCGCUGAUCUAUUGAUGUCAAAUAACAACAAAAUCAUAACCAAAUCAAUGGUAAACGAACUUGAAUGCGAUUUUUAUAUGUUCAACUCCCUUAUAUACUGCACGUCACUAAAGCCCAUGCGGUGCAGUUAGUGAAGUUUUGUCAGCAAAUUAAACGAGUGCAACAUACUCUCGAAAUGAUUGGCAUCGUCUAGUCAUCAAAAUGUUCAAUACAGCGGUAUAGCUAUAGUUAGUGCUACCCAGCAAAAAAAGGAAGGGGGGGGGGGCACAGAUUUUUGCCUCCAUCACCUCGCUUGAAAAAUAAAACUCCGCAGAUUGACGAAAAUAGCACACCAAAAUGUAAAGGACAAAUCCCGCCCCCCCCCCCACUUCUUCCUAAAGUUAAUCCUAGAGCCCCUUAAAUCUUUUAGAAUAUAUAUAUAUAUAUAUAUAUAUAUAUAUAUAUAUAUAUAUAUAUAUAUAUAUAUAUAUAUAUAUAUAUAUAUAUAUAUAUAUAUAUAUAUAUACACACACAAAGAUACAUAUAUAUAUUUAAUUAUACCGAAAAAAAAACUUAAUUUCUGCUUCAAAGCAUCAGUUUGUAGCAGCAUUAUAGACAAAAUUUCACCAUAACUGCUACAGGAUUUAGCUCUCCCACUCUUUAUUGAACUCCCUGAUGUAUCCCUCUCUUGUUCGCUUCCUUAUCGUAAAAUAUAAUAAAUUUAUUAAUUUUUUUGUUUUUGAUUCAGCUGGAACUUCCCGCCAGUUGACAAAUACACCGCUAGACAGUCGCCAAUAUCACCUAUACCUGAAAUACCGCUAGACAGUCGCCAAUAUCACCUAUACCUGAAAUACCGCGCUAGACAGCCGCCCAUAUCACCUUUACCUAAAGUCGAAACUCUUGCGGCCCGUGAAGUGUUGAAUCGCGAUCAGUGACCACCACUUAUCUGAAGCUUGCGUCAGCAGCAUAAAGACUUGUGGAGGAUGUUAGGGCCUAGUCAGUCGAGACUGUGCCAUUCCUAUGACGUAAUAUAGGGGUGCGAAUGAGAUGAGCCACCCGGGAGGGGGGGGUGCGGAUUUUUAGUUCUAUCAUUAUAUCAAUCGAUAUGUGUGUAUGUCUGUUGGUGGAUCACUUUUGCGAAUAAGCCAUAUACAGCGUUUAGAUAAGGUUUUAUGCUGCCCCUCCUCCCCUUUUUUUUUCUCCGCAAAUACCAAUGUUAUUUAAUUUGAAUUCGAAUCAAACCUUUAAACCAUCUCGUUUUAGAAGUCACAUUUUUGGUCGCUUAUUCAGUGAUCCAAUUAUAAGACGACAGUCCUUCAAAUUCCUUCCUUUGAUGAUUACCGUCUAAGAAAUACUUUUAAGACAUGUGUUGUUAAUGUCACUUUCUCUUGCCUCCUCAUAAUUUAUGUAAAUUUGUUAUGCCUGGCCUCCGUGUAGAUGCCCAUCAGAACUAUACAUUUGCGCCUUCACAAGUACGUGCAAAAUCAAAUCAAGUCCGCCCCCCCCCCCCAAAAAAUAUUGUCACGCAGCCCUAAAGAGCCCGGGGCCUCUUGGCGCGUGCAGAAGCCCUAACGUUAGUCCGGCACUGGCCACUUCCAUCAUGUAAAUUUAUGUAAAUUUGUUAUGCCUGGCCUCCGGGUAGAUGCCCAUCAGAACUAUACAUUUGCGCCUUCCCAAGUACGUGCAAAAUCAAAUCAAGUCCGCCCCCCCCCCCCCAAAAAAUAUUGUCACGCAGCCCUAAAGAGCCCGGGGCCUCUUGGCGCGUGCAGAAGCCCUAACGUUAGUCCGGCACUGGCCACUUCCAUCAUGUAAAAACUUGUACUAAUAAAUCAAGAUCUGCGGAUCCAGAACAAGGUACGACCACCAUCAAUAGUCACGUGAUCCAUCCUGUUCACACCAGUGAUCAUAGUAGCGACGGCUUCCCUUAACAUAUUUUAUUCAACUGCCCUCAUUGUUUGCUUAAUGUGUACUUCUUUUUUUCUCUUCACCUUCCAAUGUCAGGUACUCCUGUGUCCAGGUGCAUAACCAACAUUGAGGAGACCUGGCACAAGGUCUACGCCGUCCUGGGCAACCUCUUGUUUUUCAUCAUGCCUCUCUUUGUUAUUCUUCUACUAUACACCAAGGUAAGUCAUCUGUAAACCGUGAGUGGUUACCUUUAAAGAAAAGUCAUUUGUCUGUAAACGAAAUUCAGUUAUCAGUUAACCGAGAUCAUAUUAGUAAACCAAAGUCAUUUGUAUUUAAACCAAAGUCAUUUGUCUGUAGACCAAGAGUCAUUUAUCGAAGUAACAAACUAAUUUAUCAUUGUGUCAAAGCAAGUAAUCUGAAACAUUUUUGACAGAAACAAAGUUUAGGGAAGGGGGAAAAAUGUGGGGGUUGGGGGGGGGAAUCGUGGAGAGAAUUGUUGAAAAUGGUUUUAAUGAUACAUCUAAAGACCCUGUGAUGGGGGAGUUGGGGGAUAGGGGAGUGAGGGGGAUGAGAGAGUGGGGGAUGGGGGAGUGGGAAGACGGUGGGGGUGCUUAACGAGACUCCGUCACAGAAAUGACAUGUUUAGAAUUAGUAAAAAUGGAGUUCAUACCAACGAGUGUCCCUACUGUCUCACUAACGUCUCAGAAUAAAUUUACCGUCUUUAUUCCCAGACGGUAUGUUACAGAUUUUAUUGAUGACAUGGUCGCAGGGGCGUAGGAAGAGGGGGUGAAGAGGUGGUCAACCUAGGGCGGACCCUUCCUUCCCCCCCCCCUUUAAAGUUGAAGGGUGGUGCUUUUUGUUCAAUGAAUUGUGUUUGUUUUUUCCCUUGGCAAAACAUCUUUGUCCUCCCCGUCUGGCACUAACUCCUAGAUACGCCACUGCAUGGUCAUGUUAAUAGUGAAUCUCAAACAUCGGUCAAGCUGGUUUAAGUUAUGGCAAUAAUUGGCUGUUGGAGGGAUGGAGUUUGCAACGUAAAAAAAAAUAACAACACAAUCCCACGCUCUGAACGGACAAGUUACAGAUUAGCAGCCUGAGCAUUAUAGAUUAACAGCCUGUGCAUGACAGAUUAGCAACCUGGGCAUUGUAGAUUAGCAACCUGUGUAUGACAGAUUAGCAGCCUGAGCAUUAUAGAUUAGCAACCUGUGCAUGACAGAUUAGCAACCUGAGCAUUAUAGAUUAGCAGCUUGUGCAUGACAGAUUAGCAGCCUGAGCAUUAUAGAUCAGCAGCCUGUGCAUGACAGAUUAGCAGCCUGAGCAAUAUAGAUUAGCAACCUGUGUAUGACAGAUUAGCACCCUAUGCAUGACAGAUUAGCAAUCUGUGAUUGACAAAUUAGAAACCUGUGUAUUAUAGAUAAGCAACCUGUGCAUGGUAGCUUAGCAUCCUUUGCAUGACAGAUUAGCAGCCUGUGCGUGACAGAAUAGCAACCGUUGUAUGGCAGAUUAGCAACCUGUGCUUGACGAUUAGCAACCUUUGUAUGACAGAUUAGCAGCCUGUGCAUGACAGUUGUGCACGAGCUCUCUGACAAAUGUCGGCACAUGUCACCUAGAAAUGUCAGGUCACGGGGGGUGCCCCCGGCUACUCCAAUGAUCUCCCCGUCAAUGUUAAAAUGUCACCUCUCCCUGCAUUCAUCCCAAAUAUCUUGGGAGGCUCCUCAUCUCUAGUCAGUAAGUCUAAACCAUUGAUUCUUAACCUUUUGGAGGUACCGAUUCCCACCAGUUUUCAUAUGCUCAUUCACCGAACCUUUCUUAAUAGGAAAAAUAAAAUAUGACUUUUUUCUGAUUUUUGGGACCUCCGCUGAACCCCUGAGACUGACUCAACGAACCCCUGGGGUUCGAUCAAAGCCAGGUUAAGAACCACUGGUCUAAACGUAUUUUGGAAUCGUAUGUAUUUAUUUUUUUUCUUCAAAUUUCUCUUUUUUGUCAGUGUCUAUUUGGCAUUGGAAAAGGAGACAUUAAAUAGUAUUUAAUUUUUUUAUUCGCACUUCAUCUGCCUUUUUUUUGGGGGGGGGGGGGGUUUUUGUUUGUUUUUUUUUUUUUGUUUCGCAUUUUUUUUUUUUUUAUCAAAUUUCUCUUUUUUGUCAGUGUCUAUUUGGCAUUGGAAAAGGAGACAUUAAAUAGUAUUUAAUUUUUUUAUUCGCACUUCAUCUGCCUUUUUUUUGGGGGGGGGGGGUUUUUGUUUUGUUUAUUUUUUUUGCUUCGCACAUUUAUUUUCUUUGACUUGACAAGUUUGAGAAUUAAAUAAUUUAACACAGUAAACUACUUAAAAAUCUCUUCUGUCAGUUUAUCUUGGGUUGAAUAGAAUCAACGCGAAGGGAGAUUUUGAUCUGUGUGUUUUCCAUUAUCUUGUCAACUUGAUACCCGCAAUAUGUCGGGGCUCACUCGGUUCUGCUGAAAAAAAUGUGUUUGGUGAAAACCUCACGCGGUAAUUGGACUCUUUGUGGCUCUAGACGAUGAUUAACCCCCACUCGCUCUCCCCUCCCACCGCUCUAUUUAAUAACUUCUCGCCAACAAAUGAGGUACAGUAAAUGCCUUACUGAAGGAGAUUUUUAAAACACACUGAUGUUUUUAGACCAUCGACAGGUCUAUAUGAAACUCAUGAUUUCUUUUUAUUUUUUUAUAAUAAAAAUCUGAGUGAAAUACAUGAUGUUUUUAUAUCCUACAAACCUGUAUGAAACUCAAGAUGUUUUGUUUUUACCUUGCAGGUCUAUAUGAAACUGAUGAUGUUUUGUUUUUACCUUGCAGGUCUAUAUGAAACUGAUGAUGUUUUGUUUUUACCUUGCAGGUCUAUAUGAAACUGAUGAUGUUUUGUUUUUACCUUGCAGGUCUAUAUGAAACUGAUGAUGUUUUGUUUUUACCUUGCAGGUCUAUAUGAAACUGAUGAUGUUUUGUUUUUACCUUGCAGGUCUAUAUGAAACUGAUGAUGUUGUUCAGGAGGGAGCAGGAGAAGUCUCUGACGUAUCCACGGGAGAUUGUCCGACUCAAGCGUCAGAUGACGCAGAUCAUCAUCACCGUGGUGCUUGUUUUCUUCAUCUGUCACACGCCUUACAGGUAUGCAUGA